This is a messenger RNA of Charadrius vociferus (killdeer), 1440 nucleotides long. It is a transcript of the gene LDLRAD3, whose product is annotated as low density lipoprotein receptor class A domain containing 3. Lineage: Eukaryota; Metazoa; Chordata; Aves; Charadriiformes; Charadriidae. The transcript has 6 exons. Gene Ontology annotation, cellular component: plasma membrane. Gene Ontology annotation, biological process: receptor-mediated endocytosis. The coding region runs from base 1 to 1440 and encodes 479 amino acids. Gene Ontology annotation, molecular function: protein binding. The record is from RefSeq and is a predicted model, not a curated record.
AUGUGGUGGGAAUACAAUACAGCAGAGACGAAACAGUCCCGGAGGUUCCUGGAGUGUGUGGAAGGUAACUUCCUGCCACAGCUGGUGAAGAAGCCAACUAGAGAGGAUGCCCUCCUGGACCUGCUGCUUAUUAACAGAGAAGGACUUGAAGGAGAUGUAAUGGUUGGAGGCCGUCUUGGGCAUAGUGAUCAUGAAACAACAGAUUUUUCAAUUCUCUGUGAAGUAAGGAGAGGGGGUAGCAGAACUGCUAUCUUGGAAUUCCAUAGGGCAGACUUCGGUCUGUUCAGGCGACUGAUUGGCAGAGUCCCUUGGGAGGCCGUCCUGAAGGGCAAAGGAGUCCGGGAAGGUUGGGGACUCCUCAAGAAGGAAGUCUUAAAGGCACAGGAACAGGCUAUCCCCAUGUGCCGAAAGAUGGGCCAGUGGGAGAGCCAACUGUUGCCUGGGAAUAACUUUACAAAUGAAUGCAACAUUCCUGGAAACUUCAUGUGCAGUAAUGGGCGCUGUAUCCCAGGAGCCUGGCAGUGUGAUGGGCUGCCGGACUGCUUUGAUGACAGUGAUGAGAAGGAAUGUCCAAAAGCUAAAUCCAAAUGUGGUGCCACAUUCUUCCCUUGCGCUAGCGGAAUCCACUGCAUCAUUGGCCGCUUCCGGUGCAAUGGCUUUGAGGACUGUCCUGACGGCAGUGAUGAGGAAAACUGCACAGCAAAUCCCUUGCUUUGCUCUACUGCCCGAUUCCACUGUAAAAAUGGCCUUUGCAUUGAUAAAAGCUUUGUGUGCGACAGUCAAAAUAACUGUCAAGACAACAGUGAUGAAGAAAGCUGCGAAAGCCCUCAAGAAGCAGGCAGUGGCCAAGAUUACGUGACCUCAGAAAAUCAGCUGCUUUACUACCCUAGUAUUACCUAUGCUAUCAUUGGUAGCUCUGUCAUUUUCGUACUCGUGGUGGCCUUUCUUGCCUUAGUCCUGCAUCAUCAAAGGAAACGCAACAAUCUCAUGACUCUGCCAGUGCAUCGACUGCAGCACCCUGUCCUGCUGUCCCGGCUGGUGGUACUCGAUCACCCGCACCACUGCAGUGUCACCUACAACGUCAACAAUGGGAUCCAGUAUAUGUCCAACCAGGCCUACCACAGGCCAGUGGACCUGGACUCUCCGCCAUCCUAUUCGGAGGCUGUGCUCGACCAAAGCAGACCACCUUGGUUUGACCUUCCUCCACCGCCUUACUGUUCUGAAUCUGAAUCCCCUAAUCAGCCAGAUCUUCCUCCUUACCGAUCUCGGACGGGAAGCCUGGUAAGCACAGACACCCCCAUGGUAGGAAGCCCUCUGGGCACAGACGACAGUUGGACAAGAGACAUCCAUGACAGCAUGGAUGGCCACAGAACUCUUCUCGAGAGGACAGCAGAUCAAAGCAAUUCUCUGGUUAACCACAUUGCUGAAAGAGAAGUGUGA